AUGGCUGAUUCGUCUAAGUUUCAUACCGCUCUCACCAUCACCAACAUCAAGUCUCUUGUUCCUGUGACAUUAGACAAUGAGCAAAAUCUUCUUCCUGCUAUUCUCAAGCGUAAUGACACAGCCGAGAAAGCAUGGAAACGUCUUGAAGCCCUUUUUCAGGACAACAAAGCCUCUCGGGCUACCCAUCUUGAGGAGGACUUUACAAAUGCCCUUUUCGAAGAGCAUAACUCGAUUGAUAAUUACUGUAAUUAUCUUCAAUCUAUUGCAGACAAACUAGCGGAUGUCGAUGCUCCGGUGACUAAUGGUCGUCUAGUUCUACGUCUCACCAGUUCCCUACCGGAUGCGUAUAGUGGUACAGUUGAUUUUAUACAAAAUCAAGAACCUUUACCUUCCUUUGAAAGUUGUCGUUCGAGGUUGAAGAUGGCUGAGCGUACUAUCAAAGCUCGUAAUGCUCGUGAAAAUGGAGGGUUUGGGGGUCGUACAAGCACUUCUGCCUUACUUGCCUCUGACUCGUCGAAUGCGGCUAAUUCGUCUUCAAGCACCAAAAGAAACAACAACUACAAGGGUAAAGGCUAUAAGAAGAACAAUGGAAGGAGAAAGGCACAAAAUAGUUCUGGUGGGCCUGGCCCCAGUCAGCAGCCACCUCAACAAGGGGGGCCACAGUCGCAGCAGCCACGUCAGCAAGGCCCAACACAGUGGCCACAAUGGAAUCCUACGUGGGGUGGGUGGACAAUACCCCCAUGUCCUAUGCCUGCUUACUCUUGGCAGCCUAGGCCAAAUUACAUGGCCCAAAGACCUACUGGGCCUGGAGUUCUUGGGCCUAGACCUCAAGCAUACAAUGCAGUGGCUCCUUUUUCUGCUCCAUCUUCUUCUAGCUACGCACCAACGGACAUCGAGGCUGCUAUGCAAGCUCUUUCGUUUCCUCAACCCGAUGGAAACUAUUACAUGGAUACCGGUGCUACAUCUCACAUGACGGCGGAUGCAGGUAUUCUCUCUUCUUAUUUUAAUUCAAGCAAUAAGCAUCAUAACAUUAUUGUUGGUAGUGGUCAUUUAAUUCCAAUUAUUGGUCACGGUCGCACUAAUUUGCCCCCACCUUACCCACCAUUUACCCUAAACAAUGUGUUACAAAGGAAGUAA
Messenger RNA from Amaranthus tricolor (Joseph's coat), 1137 nucleotides. RefSeq lists its product as uncharacterized. The coding region runs from base 1 to 1137 and encodes 378 amino acids. NCBI's taxonomy places the organism in Eukaryota, Viridiplantae, Streptophyta, Magnoliopsida, Caryophyllales, Amaranthaceae. The record is from RefSeq and is a predicted model, not a curated record. The transcript is spliced from 2 exons.